CUCGUAAACCCUAAAUUAAAACCCUCCAUCCAGCCAGAUAAUUUGACAGAGAGAGCAGAGCUGAAGGGUGUUAUUAAAUGAUGAUACAGUUUACCUGAUAAAAAUAGCCCUCCAGGUAUUCCUCUUUUCAUCAACGUCUGCUUCAACUUCAUUCUUUAGUUUUGAUUUUCUGCACACAAUGUAUUCCAAUCUAACUAGUCAAGCACUUCCUUUGGCAAUCAGAUUUUCCUCACAGCCCAUCGGAUUCUUUAAACAUCUCCACCCUAAAUCACAAUAUAUUCCCUUAAACCCCUUUUUCAUCGACUUCGCCAAUAAUGCUCACAAAUCUCACAAAAAAUUAACCUCUUUGGAAACCGCUAGUUUGUCAGAUGAAUUUUGUCCUAAGUUAAUGAGAAUCAGCACUUUAGCUAAAGCAAGAAGUAUGUCAAGCGUUUUUAGGGUGAAAAGUGGUUUACAAUGUAGGAGUUUUGCAAGCGCAUACCCAUUGAGAGUUGCUGAAGGUGGUUGUGAUUUAAGAGCUGAAAAUUCACGUCCAUGGUUGAAGUUAAACAAAUCAAAGGAAGUAAAAGGGUUCAAGAAAGUGAGAAGCACUAUGAAUAUUCGUUCAUCUUGGGAAGAAUCAGCAGAGAGAUUGCAAAAAGUGAGUAGUAGCCAUUCCUCUUGGGAAGAAUCUGCCAAAAGAUUGGAGAAAACCACAACCACAAAAAUUGGCCAUUCUUCUUGGGAGGGAUUACCUGAAUCGCCUGUUCAUAAUAAAGAAAACAGAAAUGUAAUCGUAGCUAAGCCAAAGAACUACCAAAAUGGCCACCGCAAGAGCAAAGGGGAUGUCAGGGAGGAAGAAGAAGCAGAAGACGGAAAUGUGGAGGUUGUUGAAGAGCAUAGAUGGGAUAGGAAGAAGAGUAGGUUCAGAGGGGACAUAAAAGCCUCGGCUGAGAAAUCUGAAUUCCGGAGGUGGAAUAAGCAUGAAAAUUUGGGAAGGACAUGGAAACAACCUACCGAAUCAACCGUACCUAAGAUGGUUGGUGAAGGUUUAUAUGGAGUAGGUCCCGUUUUGGCCGCUUUGUCAGCUGGAAGAAGAGAAUUUUCCGCACUGUAUGUUCAGGAAGGAUUGUCUUUGAGUAGUAAUAAUAGGAAAAGGAAGGACAAGAAAGGGUUUGAGAGGGUAUUGAAAAUGGCAGAAAAUAUUGGAAUAAGUAUAAAGGAAACCUCAAAGCAUGACCUCAAUAUGGUUGCUGAUAAUCGUCCUCAUCAGGGUCUUGUGCUAGAUGCUUCUCCAUUGGAGAUGGUAAAGAUUAAGGAAUUGGACCCUGUUUCAAUUGAGGAGGACCAACCGUUUCUUUGGGUAGCAUUAGAUGAGGUCACAGAUCCUCAGAAUUUGGGAGCCAUCAUUAGGUCUGCUUACUUCUUUGGAGCUUCAGGUGUGGUGUUGUGUGCAAAAAAUUCAGCGCCAUUAAGUGGUGUAGUGAGCAAGGCAAGUGCAGGCUCACUUGAAUUAAUGGAGAUGAGGUAUUGCAACAAUAUGAUGCAGUUCUUAAUAUCCUCAGCAGAAAAUGGCUGGCGAGUUCUUGGAGGUUCAGUUUCUCCGAAAGCAAUUGCCUUGAAUGAAAUUCCCCCUGGUCAACCCACUAUACUUGUUUUGGGCAGUGAGGGUACCGGAUUGAGGCCUUUGGUUGAGAGAUCAUGUACUCAUUUGGUUAGGAUCCCUGGAAACAUUCCUGUGGAUGUGACUGCUGGAGUAGUUGAUGAUAUGACUUCUGAUGAACAAUUUCGGUCAUUUAUGGCCGUUGAGAGCUUGAAUGUCAGUGUUGCUGCAGGUGUUCUUCUUCACCAUUUAAUUGGGCAUCAGUCCAAUGAUAACCACCACAUUGUUGAUGUUUCAAUAAACACACACAGUUAAGGUAACUUCAUCCUCAGUAUACUUGUAUACUUUAACGGCCAUUUUCUUCCUUAGAACCAUAUGCUGAUAGUGAAGAGUUUGUGGCAUUUGUGAGGUUUUCUUAAAUGUGUACAAUAUAAAUAGUUGCUUUUGUGAUAAGGGAAGCAACAAGCUUACAUGGGAAUAUAUUGCCCUGGAAAUUUGUAUCCUUGGUAAUCGAUGUUUUGCCACAAUUGAUGAUUAUAAUUGUCUUGCCA
Messenger RNA from Mangifera indica (mango), 2133 nucleotides. RefSeq lists its product as uncharacterized. The transcript has a single exon. The coding region runs from base 179 to 1897 and encodes 572 amino acids. Gene Ontology annotation, molecular function: RNA binding; RNA methyltransferase activity. The record is from RefSeq and is a predicted model, not a curated record. Gene Ontology annotation, cellular component: chloroplast. Gene Ontology annotation, biological process: rRNA methylation. NCBI's taxonomy places the organism in Eukaryota, Viridiplantae, Streptophyta, Magnoliopsida, Sapindales, Anacardiaceae.